AUGUUUCUGCACCAGCGGGGCAGACUCACGAGAGCUCAGUUCGAAGAGGUCUUGUCGCGGCUGUCUUUGAGUGGCUUCGACAAGCCAGACCUGAGGAUGGCGGUCGAGCCGCUGACGGAGCACGCGAAGGAGGCGUUGUUCGAGCAGCUCAAGUACCUCGACGAGUCGGUACCCGGCCACCGCCUGCCUCCGCCAAUGACCGUCCUCGCUCACGCCGAGAUCGGCGGCAAGUACCUCGAGCUCGUCCACGGCGUGCGCAACAAGAUCAAGUCUAGCGAGCGUUUCAGGGAAGGCGCUUUGAUGCGCGACUUCCAGCAGGCCUUGCCCUUCACGUUCUUUGCGACGCUGCCGUUGGAGUUGAUGGACGCGUUGACGAGAGAGGGGACGUCUGCUCGUGCGGGUUCUUACCUCCGCAACGCGACACUGCUCCUUCGCGAAGCCAUCCGCUCCGUCUACAGCCGCAAAACAGUCUUACUCGUCCGACUCUUCCACCUCGACUCCUCCACAUUCGAAGCUUUCACAAGCUGGGCCAAAGAGUUCCGAGAAUCGGUCGGCCAGAGGUUGCCGCAAGCCGAAGAGGGCGGAAAGAUUCCGCUGGUGUACUGGCAGGAGGUUGGGGAUGUCGUGAGGGCGGAUUGGAAAGCGUUGGAGAAGGCGUGGGAGUGGGUUGUCGAGCAGUUCUGCGAGUUGGGACGCUUGCCUGGAGAUGAGGAGCUGCUCAAACUUCACUCUCACCUUCCUGGCUCCCAGCGCCGUCUCCUUACCUCCCAUGCCGACAUGCACUCUCUCUCCCGUAUUUCGCUUCGUGCAGCGAGGUGGUACGGGACGAGUCAGCGGGCUUGGGCGGCGCGGAUGGAGGGGAGGGGACUUUGA
This is a messenger RNA of Rhodotorula toruloides NP11, 873 nucleotides long. RefSeq lists its product as uncharacterized. The transcript is spliced from 6 exons. NCBI's taxonomy places the organism in Eukaryota, Fungi, Basidiomycota, Microbotryomycetes, Sporidiobolales, Sporidiobolaceae. The record is from RefSeq and is a predicted model, not a curated record. The coding region runs from base 1 to 873 and encodes 290 amino acids.